Molecule: messenger RNA, 1170 nt
Organism: Eurypyga helias (sunbittern)
Lineage: Eukaryota; Metazoa; Chordata; Aves; Eurypygiformes; Eurypygidae
Product: homer protein homolog 1
Exons: 3
Biological process (GO): regulation of store-operated calcium entry; G protein-coupled glutamate receptor signaling pathway
Cellular component (GO): postsynaptic density; cytoplasm; plasma membrane
Molecular function (GO): G protein-coupled glutamate receptor binding
Source: RefSeq, a predicted model, not a curated record
GUGACUGAGCUAGAGUGUGUGAGCAGUCAAGCCAAUGCUGUCCACACACAUAAAACAGAAUUAAACCAGACAAUACAGGAGUUAGAGUCUACGCUGAAGAAAAAAGAAGAGGAAAUAGAAGGACUGAAACAAGAAAUCGACAAUGCCAGAGAGCUCCAGGCACAGCGGGAUUCUCUGACCCAGAAGUUACAGGAAGUAGAAAUUCGAAACAAAGACCUGGAAGGCCAGCUGUCUGAUCUAGAGCAACGUCUGGAGAAAAGUCAGAAUGAGCAAGAAGCUUUUCGCAAUAACUUGAAGACACUCUUAGAAAUUCUUGAUGGAAAAAUAUUUGAACUCACAGAGUUAAGAGAUAACUUGGCCAAGCUAAUAGAAUGCAGCUAAAGAAAAUAGGAUCUCAGUGCCAAUCAGCUUAAAGAUGCACUAUCUCUCUUCAUAGGACUGUGUUGGGGUCUGCAUCAAAGUUGCACAAAAUUAGAAAAUGCUCCUCUGAGAGGGCUUGUUUUAAAUUUGAGUCGUAUUUCAAUGUAAAAUUUAGAACUCAGCUUGUAGCUAGUUGAAGAAAAAAAACAAAAACAAACGAACAAACAAAAAAACUUGAAAUACAAAUUACCUCCUUGUACAUUAUUGGCCAUAGAUAACUUGAAAGAUAUUAACAGUAGUCGAAUGCAAUCCUUUUUUAAUUAUCAGCGAUGGAAGAAUUAGCAGUGUCCCAGGUCACAUCCCCUUUUUGUGAUAGACACAGUAUAGGUUAUCUGCUGUUUUAUUUAUUUAAGAUAUUUAAUUGCUGUGUUUUGUGCAAGAACUUAGUGAUGACAGCCCUGUAUUUUGUUGUUCUUAAUAAUUUCUCAGGAUAUGUUGCACUGUGGAGCAGCAGUGCCAUUACCAAUUUAUUCUUGCCUGGAGUGAGAGAGAGUUGCAUCUUUAAUUGAAACAAAGUUACUAUAACUGCUUGUAUAAAGUUCUUCCUUUUGGGGAUUUUUUUGGUUGGUUGGUUGGUUGUUUUUCGGUUUUUUUAUAUAUAUAUAUCUACUGGAAGAUACCUUAUUUCUUUAUGGAGCUUACUCUGGUGUUCUACAAUAUUGUCCAAUGUAAGGUUUACUUUUUCAUAUGAAUUCCAUGUAGUUACAGUGAGAUGCUAUCUUCCACUUAACCAUAUUUUGAAGCCAACCA